This is a messenger RNA of Penicillium malachiteum, 1344 nucleotides long. RefSeq names its product rRNA-processing protein SOF1. Gene Ontology annotation, molecular function: protein binding. Gene Ontology annotation, biological process: maturation of SSU-rRNA from tricistronic rRNA transcript (SSU-rRNA, 5.8S rRNA, LSU-rRNA). The record is from RefSeq and is a predicted model, not a curated record. Lineage: Eukaryota; Fungi; Ascomycota; Eurotiomycetes; Eurotiales; Aspergillaceae. Bases 1 to 1344 code for a protein of 447 amino acids. Gene Ontology annotation, cellular component: nucleolus; small-subunit processome. The transcript is spliced from 2 exons.
AUGAAAAUCAAAGCCCUUUCUCGCCCAGUGGCGUCACAACAGGCCCCUGGGUCUGCUGUUGUUCGCCAAUCCCGUAACCUCGAUCCUGCCCAGCAUCCUUUCGAGCGAGCUAGAGAAUAUACUCGAGCUCUCAAUGCUAUCAAGAUGGAGCGCAUGUUUGCUGCGCCCUUUCUGGGUCAAAUGGGUGACGGCCACGUGGAUGGUGUUUACAGCAUGGCCAAGGAUCCUGGUUCGCUUGAACGCUUUGCCAGUGGCAGUGGCGACGGUGUGGUCAAGGUCUGGGACUUGGCAACUCGAGGAGAGGUCUUUCAAACUCAAGCACACGAAGGUAUUGUGAAGGGAUUGUCUUGGACUCAUGAUCGAAAACUUUUGUCCUGCGCUAGCGACAAAACUAUCAAGUUGUGGGAUCCAUACAACUCGAGCGCCGAUGCUCCUCCUACGGCAAGCUGGCUGGGCACAGGUGCUUUUACUAGCGUUGCGCAUCAUUACACUCAACCUGCGUUUGCCGCUUCUUCUUCCCAGAUUUCCAUCUAUGAUCUUUCCCGUUCCUCCUCGACUCCCACGCAGACUCUGCAGUGGCCAACCAGCGUCGAUACUAUUACUUCUAUUGCUUUCAACCCCUCCGAGACCUCUGUCCUUGGAUCCACUGCUCUUGACCGCUCAGUCAUUCUGUAUGACCUGCGUACUUCGACACCAGUGCACAAGCUGAUUCUCAAAUUGGCCUCGAACAAGUUGUGUUUCAACAUGAUGGAGCCGAUGAACUUCGCCGUGGCCAACGAGGAUCACAAUGCAUACUUGUUUGACAUGAGAAAGACCGACCGGGCCUUGAACGUCCUCAAGGAUCACGUUGCUGCUGUUAUGGAUGUUGAGUUCAGUCCUACCGGUGAGGAACUGGUGACAGCAUCAUAUGAUCGUACAGUGCGUCUAUGGUCAAGAUCCAAGGGUGCCAGUCUCGACAUCUACUUCGGAAAGCGACAGCAACGAGUCUUCUCUUCCAUGUUCACCCCCGAUAACAAAUACGUUUUGUCUGGAUCUGAUGAUGGUAACAUCCGUUUGUGGCGUGCCAAGGCAUCUGACCGAAGUGGAAUCAAGACUGCUCGCCAGCGCAGCAAAUUGGAGUACGAUCAGGCUCUUAUCAAGCGAUACUCGCACAUGCCCGAAAUCCGUCGCAUCAAGAGACAGCGUCAUGUGCCUAAGUCUAUUAAGAAGGCUGGUGAGAUCAAGCGUGAGGAGCUGUCUGCUAUUAAGAGACGUGAAGAGAAUGUACGGAAGCAUACAAGCAAGAAGAAUCUGAAGCCAAGACAGAGUGAACGUGAGAAGAUGAUUCUAACUCGGGAGCAAUAA